GCCGCCGCCGCGUUCGUUGGCGCUCGCUGUGCUGGUUGGGCCCCGGCCGCCGCCUGGCGCAGCUGCCGGGGCCGGCGCGGGAGGAUGCGGCGGUUCGCGCGGGUAGCGCUGCUGUGCCUGGGCUGCGGCGUCUGCUCGCUGCUAUACGGUUUCAGCCAGCUGGCCCUCUCCCUGGAGCAGGAGCCCGGCGGCGGCCGAGAACGGCAGGCCCGAGACUCCGCCGCCCCCAGUGCCCGGCGGCAGGCAGGCGGCGGCCGGGUGGCGGCGGGGGGGAGCUUAGGACCAGACGAAGUCGGGGCCAGCAGGUGUAAGAAUUUGUCUGUAUCUUUCUGGAAUUCCUAUUGGAUGCUGCCCUCUGAUGUUUGUGGAAUGAACUGCUUUUGGGAAGCUGCUUUUAGAUAUGAUGACAGGAAAACACAUCCUUCUGAGAAAAUGCAUCUUGCAGUGGUUGCCUGUGGUGAAAGACUGGAGGAGACUAUUACUAUGUUGAGAUCAGCCGUUAUUUUCAGCAUCAAACCUCUCCAGUUUCAUAUUUUUGCUGAGGACCAAUUGCACAAGAGUUUCAAAGACAUACUUGAUGACUUCCCCUAUGAAGUAAAAGUUAAUUACACGUUAUAUCCAAUAACAUUUCCAACUGAGAGUGCAGCAGAAUGGAAGAAAUUAUUUAAACCAUGUGCUUCACAAAGGCUAUUCUUGCCAUUAAUCUUGAAAAAUGUGGAUUCACUACUGUAUGUUGAUACAGACAUCCUGUUUUUGAGACCUGUUGAUGAUAUUUGGUCUUUCCUGAGAAAGUUCAACUCCACACAAAUCGCUGCGAUGGCACCGGAACAUGAAGAGCCUCGUAUCGGGUGGUACAAUCGCUUUGCCAGGCAUCCAUAUUAUGGAGUAACUGGAAUAAAUUCUGGAGUCAUGUUAAUGAAUAUGACACGUAUCAGAAGAAAGUAUUUCAAGAACGAUAUGACGUCAGUCCGAUUACAAUGGGGAGAAAUUCUUAUGCCACUAUUGAAGAAGUACAAGUUGAACAUAACAUGGGGUGAUCAAGAUCUGUUGAACAUUAUGUUUUUUCACAAUCCAGAAAGUCUUUAUGUCUUUCCUUGCCAAUGGAAUUAUCGUCCUGACCACUGUAUCUAUGGAAGCAAUUGUAAGGAAGCCGAAGAGGAAGGCAUAUUUAUUCUUCAUGGAAAUAGAGGUGUUUACCAUGAUGAUAAACAACCAACAUUUAGGGCUGUCUAUGAAGCAAUAAAAAAUUAUUCAUUUGGAGAUGAUCUGGUUCGUUCCCUGUUGCGGCCCCUAGAACUGGAAUUGCAGAAAACCAUGCAUACAUACUGUGGAAGAGUACACAAAGUGUUCAUAAAGCAGCUGACAAAUAGCAUAAAAGACUUGAAUGCCAGAAGAUCAAAGGGAAGGUGAUCUUUACUCCAAGCUCUUAAAUCAAGAGAUUGAAUUAGCAUACUGGUCAAAAGGUGCAAAAAUUCUAAUCAGGCUUGAAUCGGCUCUUCAUGUGCCCAGGUAAAGGCUUGCUAGCAUGCAUAAAAAUGAAGAAGAUAUUCAUGUAAUGAAGAACAGGAACUUUUUUCCUGCAAAGGUGACUUUGCUCUUUUGAAGUUUAAUCACUGCUAAUGUUUAUCUUGGAAUCAUCCAUUGAGUUGAGUGUUACUGGCUUCUGUGGUCAGUAGUUUUAGUCUGCAUAAUUCAGUUAUCUAAUGAUCAAAUGAACAAGGAGGAAAUGAAGAUGGCUCAAUUUGGGAGUAUACCUCAUAUAUUGUCUAAAAUUCUGUUAAACUGUGAAUGUAGCAAUAACUGAUUCAGCAGUGCUAACCUCACUUUAAAGGUGUGAGCCUUUAUGUAAACAAAGGUGUUUACAAGUACAGAAAAUACUCUGUUUUUAAAGAAAUGUGACUUAAUCGGUGACAAUCUGUAUGUGCCUUUCCAUGUUCAUCUCUUACAUGUUGAAGUACUGUUUUGACAAUCUUGCUUAUCUUAGAUGUAAACUGCACACUAAAUACAAUUGUCUGAGAAAUGAAUGACUAGUGUGUGAUAGCAGAUUUCUCUGUUACUCGAUAUAGAGACUUUUUAAUAGACAACAUUUGUUUCGAUGCUGUUAAGCUGUCAUGGCCAAAAGAGUAGAUUUGAGGUUAUUUUCUUUUAGCAGAAAUUCAGUUUGAAGUUGUCUGUUCUACAGUGGGUUUGUUUGGCAUUUGUUUGGUUUGGUUUUUUUUUAAUUACAUGAUUUUGUAGCUUUAUAGGGCAUUUUGGAAGUAGGAAAAAACCCCAAACAGUGGAAUUCUGUUGCUAUUGUAUUUUGUUACUAUGAAUUGUGAUAGAAUCAUAGAAUUAUUUAGUUUGAAAAGACCUCCAUGAUGAUGGUUAUGAUAGAAUGUUUAGUACAUGUAAGCAAAGAGCUAUAACCACAGUUCUGAUGCUUCAUCUAAUGGUAUAUUAGAUUGAUUUAUUAGAGAUUUUAUCCUGUUACCAUCAUUUUUUAAUAACAUGGCUUUAAAAUAGCUUGGGGCCAGACCCUCAACUACGUGAAUGCAUUGCUGUCAAUAGAGUGAUUUACAGCAGGUUAAGGAUUAGGCUUUCUUUAGUUAUCUUAGUGAAAAAGAAGAAAAGUUCUGUUUAUGUAAUACAAACUCUUUUUCAGAGGAAAAUAUGAAGAAAAAGACUGAGUUCUAGUGUUACAGUAAAAUAUUAUUUAAACUUGCAUGAUAUGAACUGCAUUUGUAAAGUAUAUUUGAACUUGGAUAACCCAUCUUAACUGAGAUGAAGUCUUCAUAAAGUGAAGUUUUGGAUUCCAGAAAAGUUCCUGUGUGUUGAGCGUGGAAGAUCUACUCACUGACUUGCACCUUCAUCCCAACCCAGUUUUAGAAGCUUCAUUUUUGUAGCUCUCUCUUUGACAAAGGCAGGCUGACUCUGACUCCCAGAUCCAUGUGAGCUGGGAAAAGUACUUCAGGAGUACAAAGACAUAAUCCGUUGUAAGCAGAGUUCAUAUUCUGCUUCUUAUCUCCCUGCUGGCUCAGGGUAUAAAUUUCUGGCAUGGAAACUAGGAAGAAGUCUGCCUUAUAUGUAGUUAUGGUCUCUUUUCCUUGCUGUGUAACCUUUUGAAGUCUGAAAAUCUAGAAAUCUGUGUAACGGUGAAUACUGUUAUUGACUGAUUUUACAAUAUGCAAUGCGUUAUUUUUUUACAUAAAUACUGAUUUUUAUAUCUGUUUGUCUUCAACUUUUUUGUACUGUGCGUUCGUAUUUUAAAAGUUCUUUCUUUCAGUGUCUUUUUCUUGUUGCAGGAAUUGUCAGUUUUUAUUUGAUUUUUAGUAUGUCCUACGCAUGUGAAGAUACUAUUUAAAACCCAAUGAGCCCUUAUAGAAGAAAGUGGAAUGUGAGCACUAGUAGCAACCUUUCCUCUUAAGUUUCAAUUUUCAUGGAGGAUUAGAGCAAAAAGAGUUAAUAUUUAAGCUGUUUAUAUGAUUAAAAGAAAUGUACUUUAUGCUUAUGUGAAGAGAUAUUUACUUAACUUACAAAUAGAGAAUAUAUUCUUAUAGCUUUUGUUUAAUUUUUAUUAAUAUAACCUUAAACUGCUUACCUCAACUAUCUAUUUGCAAGCAAUAGUACUCAUGAACACUUUCAAAAUCAUUAACAAACAGCUUGCUUAGUAGCUUCCAUUAAGUAACUCUCCAGAGUAUUUGUCUGUUUUCAGUGGGGUUUUUUUUAGUUGUGUAACUCUUGUUUCUGAAAUUGAGAGAUGAGCUUCCUUUAAAAAAAAUUGACUUACAAAGAAAACAUUUGUAAACAGCAAGAUUAGAAAAGCAAGAAGAGCGAUAGAAAAGUUAUACUCCCAGACAUUUCAAUACUUGUUUCUAAUGUGUGUGUGUUUAUAUGUGUAUAUAUGUGUGUGUAGAAGCUUUCAUCUAGCCAGUGAAUCUUUAUUGCUAUCUAGCUUUAGAAACUUUGUAACUAAAUAAUUGAGAAAAUAAGUCCUGACGACUUAGACAACUUCAGAAAUCUCAUUUUUGCAGGUUUAUUUAUAAAAAAAAUAUUCAGUGCUGAUAGAAGCAUAAAGUUUCAUAGUAAGAAUGUAAACAUAGGAAAUGUAGCUUUAGGUUAAAUUAAGGUAAAUCUGUUUUCAUCAUGCUUGAUUUGUCUGUAUUUCAUGGUGCCAUUAUUCUGUCCCUUUUUAAAGAGGUCACAGUCUCAUGGUAAAGUAAUCUAUAUGAAGAUGUGUUCUCUCAUUUGCACAAAGUUCUGUCUCUUUGUAGGUAGUACGAAAGGGCAGCUGUCCCUUGAUGAGACUGAAACAUCCUCAUGUAAUAGAAGCAUAGAAUGGUAGGGAUAGGAAAGGACCUCUAGAGAUCAUCCUGCCCAACCUCCUCCUGGCUAGUACAGGUAUGCCUAAAUCAGGUUGCACAGGAACAUGACCAGGUGGCUUUUGAAAGUCUCCAGAAGAGGGGACUCCAUAACCUCUUUGGGCAGUCUGUUCCAGUGCUCUAUCACCCUCAAAGUAAAGAAGUUUCUCCCUGAGUUCAAGUGAAACCUCUUGUGUUCUAGUUUGUUGCCCUUUGUCCUCUCACUGGUCACUGUUGAAAAAGAGCCCAGCCCUUAUGACCCUCACCCUUUAUAUAUAUACGUAUAUGCAUAGAGAGUGUCACUUCUCAGACUUCUCUUUUCCAGCCUUCAGAGCCUCCGAUCUGGGGCCUCAGGUUGUACCAGUUUUCUGUCCAUACUAGAGGUACUCCAAACCACACAGAGUUUGCACAGUUUCCAUCUGUGUGCUUUUCAUACCAGCAUGACAGAAGCCAGCCAGUCUUCUUUCUUUCUUCCUCCCAGAUUAGGCCUUCCAUUUAGACAGCAUGCAAAAGGAAAUAACUGCAACGUGGUGGUAGGAGGAGGGACGAAUCUGGGUCUGCUUGGAAGGUUUAGAAGCAGAACAUGUAAGAGGCAAAGCUGAAGGUGUAAUAGUUUUAUUUUUUUAAUCAUUGCUGCGUAUUUACAGUUAUGGAUGUGCUGGUGCUUGUGGUGGAUUAAAUGGAGUGAAGCUGAGGGGCAAAACCAGUCUAUUUUAACUCAUCUUAGCAAAACACUAGACUUUUCCUGCCUGGUUUGUAAAGGUGUCUCUGAACACGUGGACAUGUCUAGAAUUUCCAUUUCUUAAAAGUUUUAGGUUCUUUUUCAUUGUCUCAUUUCAAAUUCAAAGAUUUUCAACUCUGAAGCAGGUUUAACAAAAUCCAUUUACUGACUAUAUAAUUUUGGUUUUCACCUGGUUAAGUGACAUACUCCUGUAUAAUUUAAAUGAAUGUGUAGGCUGUUCGCGUGUGUCCAUUUAUGCCAUUUUCAAAUAAAUGAUCCAUUUUGAAUAUUUA
Molecule: messenger RNA, 5354 nt
Organism: Pogoniulus pusillus (Red-fronted tinkerbird)
Lineage: Eukaryota; Metazoa; Chordata; Aves; Piciformes; Lybiidae
Gene: GXYLT1
Product: glucoside xylosyltransferase 1
Exons: 8
Coding region: 85-1410 (441 amino acids)
Biological process (GO): protein O-linked glycosylation via N-acetylgalactosamine
Molecular function (GO): UDP-xylosyltransferase activity
Source: RefSeq, a predicted model, not a curated record